AUGGCAGCUUCCCUACGGGGGAGACACAACACCGGAGCUUCGGAUAUUGAUGAUCGAAGAAGAAAACUCAGGAAUGCAGGGUCGGGAGGAUUCGCUCUGUUUGUUGCAAAUCCCCCUUUCGACUGUAACCAUGAAGAUACCUACAAAUUCUUUCAACGAUAUGGGAAGGUAUUAGAUGUACACAUUCCAUGCUUCCCAAACUCGUCUCGUCCCAGGGUUUUCGCAUUUGUGAGGUUUCAGUAUGAGGAAGAAGGUAGAGCAGCAAUGGGUGUGUUGAAUGGCCGUAAGAUGGAUGGCAGAUCCGUCCGGGUGGAGAUUGCUAGAAAGAGGGUAAACCCGCCCGACAUCCUUGUCCCCAAAACCGGUCCUCGCCCUUCCAACCCUUUGGCCCAUAUACCCCACCCUAGAUCUAAUCCGAGACCUGCGUAUCCUGCAAACCCCAUCUCCAAACAAUCCCGCCCCUCCUUCGCAGAAGCCACUAAAUAUCCUUCCUCAGCCCCUAACCCACUCCCUAAGUAUCCCAAUCCCCCUGAAGAUUACAUAACCAACGCAGAUAAGCAGGCCGUUAAGACCAAGCUAACCCAACUCAAAUUUGCUCUUGUCGGAAAAGCCUUAUCUAACAUGAUCUCGAUUAUCUAG
Molecule: messenger RNA, 639 nt
Organism: Magnolia sinica
Lineage: Eukaryota; Viridiplantae; Streptophyta; Magnoliopsida; Magnoliales; Magnoliaceae
Product: serine/arginine-rich splicing factor SC35-like
Exons: 1
Coding region: 1-639 (212 amino acids)
Molecular function (GO): RNA binding
Source: RefSeq, a predicted model, not a curated record